Messenger RNA from Eutrema salsugineum, 1266 nucleotides. RefSeq lists its product as uncharacterized. The record is from RefSeq and is a predicted model, not a curated record. NCBI's taxonomy places the organism in Eukaryota, Viridiplantae, Streptophyta, Magnoliopsida, Brassicales, Brassicaceae. The transcript has 3 exons. Bases 56 to 1180 code for a protein of 374 amino acids.
GACAAUAUAAAGAGAACGCACGAAGAGAGAAAAAAAGGGUUUCAUAUUAAAAACAAUGAAGAGCACUAACGGCGAAUCUUCUUCAUUGGGGUACAAGUUCGCCGGAGUUAACAUGGACGAUGGAAAGUCUAAGCCACCGGUGAUAUAUUCCGAUGGUUUUUUCGGAGGUCGAGACGUGAUUAAAGUCGUGUUAUUGGUCGCGACCGUCACACUUUCUUGCUUAUUAUUCUACAAAUCUGCAAAUAAUCCUCUCAACAUGGUGUCUCCAUGGAAGAGCGAUUGUUACUCUUCAAAAAUCAUAAACGAGACUUCCUUAGAAAUGGUACAAAAGAAGAAACCGGUUUCAGAAUUAGAGAGAGUAUUGAUGAAUGCAGCUAUGGAGGAUAACACGGUGAUCAUCACGGCGUUAAACCAAGCAUGGGCCGAACCAAACUCAACGUUCGAUGUGUUUCGAGAGAGUUUUAAAGCCGGAUUAGGUACAGAGAGGCUAUUGAAGCACGUGAUCGCAGUUUGCUUGGAUAACAAGGCAUAUGAUCGGUGCGUAGAGGUUCAUCCUCAUUGCUACUUGAUUAACGCCACAGAUUCAGACCAACUCUCCGGUCCAAACCGGUUUAUGACGCCUGGUUAUUUGAAACUCAUUUGGCGGCGGAUGGAUCUUCAUAGACAAGUUCUUGGCUUAGGGUACAACUUCAUCUUCACGGAUGCAGAUAUUUUGUGGCUUCGAGACCCAUUUCCCCGUUUUUUUCCAGACGCCGAUUUUCAGAUAACGUGUGAUGAUUACAACGGAAAGCCAUCGGACAAAAACAAUCACGUGAAUUCUGGUUUCACAUAUGUCAAAGCAAACAACAAAACAUUAAACUUCUACAAAUAUUGGAUCAGAUCAAGUCGAAAGUUCCCUGGAAAACAUGAUCAAGAUGUGUUCAACUUGAUAAAAAACAAGCAUUUCAUCGAGAAACUUGGAAUCAAAAUGAGGUUUUUCGACACAGUUUAUUUUGGAGGGUUUUGCCAACCAAGCCGGGACAUCAACGUGGUCAACACUAUGCAUGCUAACUGUUGUAUUGGUUUGGACAACAAAGUGAAUAAUCUCAAGGCUGCUCUUGAAGAUUGGAAACUAUAUGUAUCGUUGAAUACGACCGUGUCCGAAACUAAAUGGAACAUUCCACCUAGGUGUGGUUAUUGAAGGUUGUGAGCGUAGUCGUAGAUUUAUGAAGAUAAUUAAUUUCGUUAAGAUCAUUUCAAUGGUUAUUGGAGUUGGUUCUCGUUUUU